Capsicum annuum is the source of this 1344-nucleotide messenger RNA. RefSeq names its product signal recognition particle 14 kDa protein-like. Lineage: Eukaryota; Viridiplantae; Streptophyta; Magnoliopsida; Solanales; Solanaceae. Gene Ontology annotation, molecular function: endoplasmic reticulum signal sequence receptor activity; 7S RNA binding. Bases 817 to 1191 code for a protein of 124 amino acids. Gene Ontology annotation, biological process: SRP-dependent cotranslational protein targeting to membrane. The transcript is spliced from 5 exons. Gene Ontology annotation, cellular component: signal recognition particle, endoplasmic reticulum targeting. The record is from RefSeq and is a predicted model, not a curated record.
UUCCCCUAUCUUGUCCUUGGCGUUUGUUUAACCCAUAUAACCUCGCGUCUUUUCUGUAUCCUCUUCGUCACUCUGUGUUUCUGGGGUUUGCUGCUGUUGAGAUUUAUAUUUAUACAAAACAUAAAGGGCUUCGAACAUGGUUAACCCCAACUUCAAUCUAUCAAAAUCAAUUGAUCGUUUUGAAUCAAAUCGGGAAAUAAAACAAUGUCUUUGUAUAAAGAAUUCUCUACUAGAUUUUCUGAUUGAAUUGUUUUCUCUUUCUAAGAAUUAUGGGUUUCUGUAGAUUAUGAAAUUAAUGCAAAAUUCUUCGCAUUCUUGAUUCGUUAGGUAUUGUACUGCACCUUAAGCAGGAGGGAUUCAACGUCUACUCGAUAUAUAAAAUAUAAUUUUGACAAGGCCCCUCAGCCUAUCAGUACCUAGCUCCGAUAGGAGUGGGGAUGGGGGUGGGGUAGGGUGAUGGAACCCUUUCCCAUUUAGCAUUACAUUCAGUUGCUGCUGUGGUGCGUGCCUAGGAGAGUACGUAGCAAUGAAUUCUAUCUGUAGGGUUUUUGAAUUUAUGGAAUCUUAUAUAUUUACUCGUGUUAUCAACUACCUUUAAUGGAUAAGGAAGAAGGUUUAUGUGGGUUGAUAGCCAGAGUAGAAAUAGGCAUAAUUCCUGAAUUCUCUAACUCUACACAUUGAAUUCAUCCUCCCAUGCACUCCUGAGAAUACACUCUGUCAACCUAUCUUAUCUCAUCCUCUAUCGGGGUGGCACUGGCAAUGUGAACGUUAUUUCAAAUAAUCACAUGGUACGGUUACAGCCAGAACCAUUUCUCAAUGAAGCGAACUACUGGGCAUGGUUCCGUUUGGGUUACUCUCAAACACUCUUCUGAUAAAUCUAAAGCCCAACGGAAUAAGAUGAAGACAGCUGGGAAAAAUAUUGAAUUUAAGUGCCUCAUCCGAGCAACUGGUGGUAAAAAGAAUAUUUCCAUAAUGGUGGUGGUGGAGAUACAUGGGCGACUUCACAUGGGGUUUGAAUUGGUGGCACUUCAACACAUCAUAGGAUAUAUUUGUGGUGCUCAAAGCAUUUGCCAGCUGGAGCCUUUUUCACACUUUUGUUCUGAAUUUUGCUCACCUGUACAUGCAAUACUCUUUGAUUUGUUACUUCUUGAAAUUGAUAAACUGAUAGGGUUUUCCACAUGUAUGACAUGAAGUUUGGGCUGAAACAAUCUGUCAUGUGUCUAAGAAUAUUUAGUCCCUUUAGUAUGGCAUUUUGUCUGGUAUGUCCUAGACCUUUCCAGUUUUCCUUCUUGAAUGCCUCUCCACAUAUCCUAUAAUGUACAAGUAUACCAAGUUCAAUUUUCC